GUGCACUCUGACAAAUCAUUUCCCCCUGAAGCACCGCCGGGUAGUGUCGGACCGUCCUUCGUUCCCGUCCAUCGCCCAUCGUAGUGUACGUUGAGCGCGCCCGCGUCUGGGCCUGCCGAUUCCUCUGAUACACCUCGCCCGAGUCUCUCGUGGUGGCACCGAUGCCGGCGCUUCCUCGCCGGUCGGCGUCCUCGGGCGCAGCCGACGUGCCCAACGCGCGGUUGGGCUACCGCUACGCGGGCCUCGAGCGCUUCUCCGGUCGACCGCGCGUCUACGAGAGUCCGUCGUCGUCGCGCUCCUCGUCACCACCGCCGCUGCCCGACAAGCAGCCGCCGCCGCUGCCUCCGUCGUCCCAGCUGCCAUCCUUUGCGGCCCUGACCUUGACCAGCUCCCUGUCUACCAAGCGGGAGCUGUUCUUCCGCGACGGCCCUGUGCCCCCGGCGGCGCCCAGCGCCGGCGGCCUGCUGGGCCUGAGCAAGGACUCUGCCGGCAGCCUGACUUCGUCCGGAGGCGGCGGCGGGUCGGCGCCGCCGUCGUACACGUCGGCCACCGGGAACCGCGAGCUUGCGGAGGGCUACGUGGGCUUCGCCAACCUUCCCAACCAGGUCUACCGCAAGGCGGUCAAGAAGGGCUUCGAGUUCACCCUCAUGGUGGUCGGUGAAGCUGGGCUUGGAAAAUCAACGCUCAUCAAUUCUAUGUUCCUGACGGACAUAUACUCAAAUGAAUAUCCGGGGCCAUCUCACCGUGUAAAGAAAACUGUAGAGGUUGAAACCACUCGAGUGCUUCUAAAGGAAGGCAGCGUAAACUUAACGCUGACCAUUGUGGACACACCAGGCUUUGGCGACGCUGUCGACAACACUCAGUGCUGGCAGCCUAUAAUUGACUACAUUGAAGCGAAGUAUGCAGAGUACCUUGAUGCAGAAUCACGAGUACAUCGGACAACAUUGCCUGAUAACAGAGUUCACUGUUGUCUGUACUUCAUUGCACCUUCAGGACAUGGGUUAAAACCGCUGGAUAUUGAAUUCAUGAAGCGGCUCCAUGACAAAGUCAACAUUAUCCCUGUGAUUGCCAAAGCAGACACUAUGACACCAGAGGAGUGCAGUCUAUUCAAGCGAACGAUUUUGAAUGAGAUCACGCAAAACAAAAUUCGUCUAUAUGAAUUUCCUGAUCCAGAAGAUGAAGAGGAGAGCAAACUACAAAAGCCACUUAAGGAACGUGUACCCUUUGCUGUUGUAGGCAGCAAUACUGUGGUUGAAGUAAAUGGUCGGAGAGUCAGGGGUCGCAAGUAUCCCUGGGGAGUUGCAGAAGUUGAGAACAUGGACCACUGUGACUACAUUGCCUUGAGGAAUAUGCUCGUUAGGACUCACAUGCAGGACCUGAAGGACAUCACAAACAGUGUCCAUUAUGAAAACUACCGUUGCCGAAAGCUUGCUGGUGUUGGAGGUGCUGGGGAGCCAGGUCAUGGCAGAUCCAACAAGAAUCCACUGGCACAAAUGGAAGAGGAAAAGAAAGACCAUGAAGCUAAGAUGCAACGCAUGGAGAAAGAGAUGGAGCAGGUGUUUGAGAUGAAGGUUCGCGAGAAGAUGCAGAAGCUUAAGGAGUCUGAAGCGGACUUGCAGAGAAGGCACGAGCAGAUGAAGAAGGGGCUGGAGCAGCAGAAGCUUGAGCUAGAAGAGAAGCGGCGCAACUUCGACAAGGAAAAGAGUUCUUUUGAAAUAGCCCACAGGGAUAUGGAGGAUGUCUUCCGCAAAAUGGCUGUGGACAGCAGCUCUAAAGAAUUGCGCCGUUCUGUCUCUGAGGACCACUUCAGUAGCCGCAAAUGCAUGCAGUAUGCUGCGCCCGUCCGAAAGAACUGCAAGCAGAUGUAGAGAGCGAUGCACACCCCUACUACCACCCCUCUGCCGUCACCUCGGCACCCACCUUGCCUUGGGCCGACUAUAGUUUCUUGCGUCUCACCCAGAGUUCAAUGGACCGGCACAUCCCCUUCUUUUUUUUUUCUUUUUUUUCUUUCUCUGUCUAUCUGCGCUUAUUUUUCUGUGUAUGCAGCACACUAUCAAGUUAUCAUUUUUCUGUCAGUGUUACAUGUUUUACUUGAGUUCUUCACUUCUGUGAUGAUUUUUCAAAGGUGUGUGAAUGCCUAAUGACAUGUGCAAGAUUACUGCUUCUGAUUGUGUUGGCCCCUUUUGGUUUUCCUUCAGACACCCUAUAGAACCACUGUUUGCAGACUCUCCCAGGCAUGCAGGUUCACUCACUCUUGUCCACAAUAUUAAUUUCUAUUUUUUACAUCUCUUGCAUCUCUUGAAAGGCACUUCUUUGAUUGUACUUUCGUCAUUUCAUCAUGAAACUCGUGACACUUUUCACAAUUCUGCAUUUUCUUGCCUGUUCUGUGCCACAGCCCUCCAUGCCAGCCAAAAGAUAAGGGGGAAAAAACAUGCCUGCAUAACUUGCAGUGCUAUUCCACUGAGCAUCAUGCACAUGAUAUUUAUGACAAGAACUUCUUGCAUGUUUUAUUUUCUUUGCACUUUCGGUGGCAUUAUGUCAAGGUUGGACAUUUCCCCCAUGUUGGAGUCUUCAUUACGUGUUACAGUUGAGCUCUAGUUAUUUAAGUCUGCAUUGUAAAUAACACUGUAGCCCUUAUUUCAGUAGCAGCACAUCCUUGUCAUUUUGAGCUAAAUGAUCUGGUCACAACUGUUUUUAAGUGCACAUAUGCUUCACACAUUGUUGUUACUUUUAUUUUUGUUUUCAUCCUUUGUUGCAUUGUUACAUAUUUUAUUGCCAUUACUGUUGUUUAUAUAGUAUGUUCAAGUUUUGUGUAUCUUGUUUAUCAGCCCAGUAUAUGUGCAUGUUAGUGACUUCCUUGUUCUCAAGCACUUUAUGCCUUGGGUACUGUGUUGCAGCUUGAACUUAUUUCCUUUCCUCCAGAAGAAAUGCUAGUAACUUUCACUCCUUUUCUCUGCUUUUGUUGUAGCUUAACAUAUUUAUACCUUUAUUGUACAUAACAAUAAUUGGGGCAUGAUCUUGUGAUAACCAAGUAGCAAAUUGUUUCUUCCUAGUCCAACACCUAUUAGUUCUGAACCAGCAUUUCAGUUACAAGUUAGUUUGUUUUGUCAGUGUUGGAAAAGAGAAAUGAGAUAGGUAAUGUGUGACCUGAUGAUUAUCUGUAUAUUUCCAAAGUCUACUUUCUUAACUAAGUAAUAAGCACAAGAACUGUAUGGGCUGUUUGUUAUAGCUGUGACAAGUAGUAUGUGAUAUGGGGAACUAGAGUAUAGUCUGUGCAUUCCACUGAAAGAUAGCAGCUCACUCUAGAGAAUGAGCUGUUCCUUGAACUUGACAUUUUGUACUGUUACAUUAGAACGGAUUUGUGAGCAGCAGAAUACACACUAGAGAUUGAAGAUGUCGGGAAAGCCAAUACCUUCUCAUCUUGCACAUGUGCCUUUAGAUUGCACCAUGUAACACUUUCAGUCUACCACAUAAUCUGAAUUCUCUCAUCCACGAAGUGAGAUUCAGCACAACCACCAGCACAACUUAUAUACGCCAGUGGUCAUCAACAAACAUGCCUAAGAUUACGCACACAUAUUUGCUUCUGCAAACUAAUGUACAGUUGAAGCAAGUGCCUGAUCUCAUUAAGUGGCCUUACACUGGUGGCCUUUCGCUUGGUCGUUUUAAUAGUUUGAAGUGGUGACUGCUAGUAUGCUGUCGCCAAUAAUCUUGACUGCAGUCUGUAGGAGUAAGAACUUCAAGCUUCACCUUGACAAUAAGUUGUGUUUAGCAAAACAAACUAGCACAUUGAUAUCAGUGUGUUGUGUGAAGUUUUAUUUUCUAACAAAGAAAGGGGGCGUUACCUUUUUUGCAGAUGUCACCCAUUGCUUCAGCCUUGCGCACAUAUUGGUAUGAAGUGUAAUAUGUUCCUGAUAAUGUGUUUCAUCAUUCUUUGCAUUGCCAUUACAACCUUUUGGUGGGCUUUCAAAUACCAAAAAGUUAUAUUUUUAUUUUGUUGAUUAUGUUAUGUUUCGUUUUAUAGUUUAUGUUCUGUCAGAACAAAAACAAUCUUAAAAUGUAAUGACAGGGUCUUGUGUUAGAAGAAAUUGUAAUGUGUGUCACCACUGAAUUUAAAUACAUGCACCAAAGUGCUCAAGCUCGA
Molecule: messenger RNA, 4141 nt
Organism: Dermacentor albipictus
Lineage: Eukaryota; Metazoa; Arthropoda; Arachnida; Ixodida; Ixodidae
Product: septin-7-like
Biological process (GO): cytoskeleton-dependent cytokinesis; intracellular protein localization; cilium assembly
Cellular component (GO): microtubule cytoskeleton; cell division site; septin complex
Molecular function (GO): GTPase activity; GTP binding; molecular adaptor activity
Source: RefSeq, a predicted model, not a curated record